Lycium barbarum (goji berry) is the source of this 387-nucleotide messenger RNA. RefSeq names its product formin-like protein 18. The transcript has a single exon. NCBI's taxonomy places the organism in Eukaryota, Viridiplantae, Streptophyta, Magnoliopsida, Solanales, Solanaceae. The record is from RefSeq and is a predicted model, not a curated record. Bases 1 to 387 code for a protein of 128 amino acids.
AUGGCGAGAACAUGCAUUGCAGCAGCUAGAGGUAGAGGUGGAGGCAGAGGAGCUGGCAGAGGGGCAGCCCCAGUUGGGAGUGGCGUCCCAGUGGUUGACCCCGUACCUCCAGUGGUCCCUAACAAGGCAGCGGGAGUUGCAGCCGCACCUGCCCGGCCAACAGCAGUACUAGUUCCACCAGGAGCUGCAGCUGCUCAAGGUGUACCAGACGCGUUGUCACAAGUACUGAAUCUGUUGCGUGGGUUAGCACAAGGCGGAGCUAUACCAGUGGGUCCAGCAGGUAGGGGCGCAGGGGUAGCGGCUCCAGAUCCGGACAGAGCACAGGCUCCGGGGGUUCAGCAAGCAGCAGUGGUGGCGCCUCGCUUGGAUGAGGUUCGAGGGUUUUGA